Ceratitis capitata (Mediterranean fruit fly) is the source of this 1192-nucleotide messenger RNA. RefSeq lists its product as uncharacterized. The record is from RefSeq and is a predicted model, not a curated record. The coding region runs from base 88 to 1092 and encodes 334 amino acids. The transcript is spliced from 5 exons. Lineage: Eukaryota; Metazoa; Arthropoda; Insecta; Diptera; Tephritidae.
UCAAAAAUACAACCUAUGAAUAUAAAUUUAUAAACAUCGUUAUUCGAUGCAAAAUUCUUCGUGUAUAAUCAUAUAAUUAAAAAAAAAAUGCAUAAAGUUUCAAGGAGCUCCAAAUGUUGUCCCACCUUCGAUCAUUUACCAGAGAAUAUGAACUGUUUCCUACCGGACAUAAGUAACAGUUGGCAAAGGCUCCUGGAGCGCCAUAAGCAUAUGUUUACGAGACGUAAGCGUUUACUUAAAAUUGCACAGCAUAAUCGGCCAAUUAGAGGGCGAUUCAUACCUAAAUGUCCUUGCAAGUAUAAAAAACCUAUUGAGUUUGUUCGGGAAACACCAACGAGAACGCGUACAGAGCAAUUAGCUUUACCGGCUGUACGAAAGCUACUUUUAUUCAAAGAAGACGUAAAGGAGUUAUUUGAGCCAUUGCGUACAUUUACCAUAAACCGUUUAAUUCGUCUCAGUUUGCUGUCCGUAUAUAGUCGUUUAAGUAACAUACAACCGCCGCAGAAAAAAGUUCCAGUACAUAAAUGGGAUGAUGCUGAGUGGAAAAAACAUAUAAAAUAUCUGAAAAGAUUGGCGAAACCCAAAAAGGAACCGAAACAACCAAAAUUGCCUGUGAACAAAAUGAAACUUGAAAGUAUGAGCCGUUUCAAAGAGCUUGCUUUACCGAAAACAUACGAAGAGUCAAUGAAAGAGCCUUGGGCUCUUACGCCAGCCAUGAAAAAUUAUGAACCAACGGAAAAUAUAAAGAAAAUGGCGCAGCCGAUAAUACAUGAUGAUUCUGCGCUUAUACAAAGUUUCCCCAUACCGAUAAAUCCUACUGCCCUAACGUAUAAAGCUACGAAACGUAUUAAGGAGAUAGCUACUCCACGUGAGAAAGGUGUUGGUGAAUCUGACUUAAAGGAGAAUCCAUUUUCCAUCUCGCCUAAUGCUCUUAAAGCUCGUACAACUGCUCGUAUUAAAGAGUUGGCGGAACCAAAAGAGUAUGAGAAUGCUCACAUACGCGAAAAUCCUUUUGCAAUUUCACCGGCAGCACUUAAGGCUAAGGCAUCGCCAAGAAUAAUCGAACUCGCCAAACCAAAGGGUAGCAGUUAAGAUGUUCAAGUUCUUUACGAAAUCCUUUCAAAUGUGUAACGUAAUUGAUUCAUUUGUAUUUUAUAUUUAGGGAUUUUACAUAAAAAGUCAUUUUAAGAUA